AUGGCUUCUGUACUGAACCCGCCUCUCACUUUUCACCGCAACCAGGUCCUUGUUGGGUUUGGUGGAGCCACGGCAACAAGGGGACUAUAUAAUAAAAACUUUCUGCUUAGAACUGAUGUAACUCAAAGGCAUAAUUUGGUGAUGAAAGCUAAAUCAUCUGCAGAAGCCGACAUUCUUGCAAAAGAUUCCAUCAGUGUUGAAGUUAAUGACAAGAGGGAUUUUGGAGUUGUGAGUAUGCACCAUGUUGGAAUUUUGUGCGAGAACCUCGAAAGGUCGCUGGACUUUUACCAGAAUAUUCUUGGUCUGGAAAUAAAUGAAGCGCGGCCCCAUGAUAAGCUUCCAUACCGAGGUGCUUGGUUGUGGGUGGGUUCUGAGAUGAUACAUUUAAUGGAGCUCCCUAAUCCCGACCCGCUAACAGGUCGACCGGAACAUGGGGGCCGAGAUCGGCAUACCUGUAUAGCAAUUCAGGAUGUGUCAAAGCUGAAAGAAAUUCUUGAUGAAGCUGGCAUUCCAUACACCCUCAGCAAAUCAGGACGUCCAGCAAUUUUCACACGUGAUCCAGAUGCUAAUGCACUGGAGUUUACACAAGUUUAG
Messenger RNA from Oldenlandia corymbosa var. corymbosa, 594 nucleotides. The record is from the annotation of a GenBank genome assembly. Lineage: Eukaryota; Viridiplantae; Streptophyta; Magnoliopsida; Gentianales; Rubiaceae.